Aspergillus mulundensis is the source of this 2346-nucleotide messenger RNA. RefSeq names its product histone deacetylase hdaA (gene hdaA). The transcript has 15 exons. NCBI's taxonomy places the organism in Eukaryota, Fungi, Ascomycota, Eurotiomycetes, Eurotiales, Aspergillaceae. Gene Ontology annotation, cellular component: histone deacetylase complex. Gene Ontology annotation, biological process: chromatin organization. The record is from RefSeq and is a predicted model, not a curated record. Gene Ontology annotation, molecular function: histone deacetylase activity. Bases 1 to 2346 code for a protein of 781 amino acids.
AUGGCAGUGGAUGAGGACACCGUGAUGGGCGAGGCAGGCUUUCAGGCCAGGGCCGCCAAUCCUCACGCAGCCAACGGUACCGGCCAGCAAACAACAUACGGCCACCUAAAUGGGGCGUCUGACCCAUAUCUGGCGCCACCACUUCUCAGCCAACCGAUGCAGUUGGAUGGGACAGACGGGAAUCAGCCGCAGGAUAUUACUGUCACAGCAGACAAACAGAGGCCGUCAUCACCAAAAAGUGCCCUGAAGACAACUGCCCCUGCAGACUCUGCAGAUCCCGUCUCUGAUGAUCAGGAUAGCCUUGUUGAUGGGUACUCUGAGACUGAGGAAGCGAAGGACGUGCCUGGGCUUCCUCUUGCUUCAUUGCCUUCUGGGCUUUGCUACGAUGUUCAGAUGCGAUAUCACUGUGAAGUUCGGCCAACUUCAGAUGUGCAUCCGGAAGACCCAAGAAGAAUUUACUACAUCUUCAAAGAGCUCUGCCGGGCAGGGCUUGUUGAUGAUGCCGAAGCAACCAGGCCUCUUGUCGCACGCCCUCUGAAGCGGAUUAAUGCUCGCAAUGCAACAGAGGAAGAAAUAUCUUUAGUCCAUACCGCAGCACACUAUGCAUUUGUAGAGAGCACGAGGCAUAUGUCCGAUGAGGAACUGAUCGCUCUGGAGCAUACCCGUGAUUCAAUCUACUUCAACAGCCUUACAUUUGCUUCGUCCUUACUAUCUGUCGGCGGUGCCAUCGAAACAUGCCUUGCUGUUGCGACCCGCAAAGUGAAGAAUGCGAUUGCUGUCAUUCGACCUCCCGGGCACCACGCUGAACACGAUAAGACUAUGGGGUUCUGCCUAUUCAAUAAUGUCUCUGUCGCAGCCCGUGUCUGCCAGCAACGGCUCGGAUCACAAUGCAGAAAAAUCAUGAUCCUUGAUUGGGAUGUCCAUCAUGGAAACGGAAUCCAGAAGGCCUUCUAUGAUGACCCCAACGUCUUGUACAUCUCGCUCCACGUUUACCAGAAUGGAAGUUUUUACCCUGGGGAGAGAGAUGGCGAUUUGGAUUUCUGUGGAGAAGGAGCGGGAGUUGGGAAGAAUGUCAACAUACCCUGGCCUAGUCAAGGAAUGGGUGAUGGAGAUUACAUCUAUGCGUUCCAGCAGGUCGUCAUGCCAAUUGCCCAAGAGUUUGACCCUGAUCUGGUGAUCAUUGCUUCUGGUUUCGACGCCGCUGCGGGAGAUACACUUGGGGGAUGCUUCGUCACUCCAGCUUGCUACGCUCAUAUGACACAUAUGUUGAUGACAUUGGCUCAAGGCAAGGUUGCUGUCUGUUUGGAGGGUGGUUAUAAUUUCAGAUCAAUCUCAAAGUCUGCCCUGGCUGUCACGAAAACACUCAUGGGAAAUCCGCCCGAUCGACUUACCUCCACUUCUCCUUCAGAAUCGGCGGUCUCUACCGUACGGCGAGUCAUGUCGACCCAGUCCGCGCAUUGGGGGUGCAUGUUCCCCAAAGCAAUCAAGACCGAAGGACUCUGGACUGAUAGGCUUCAUGAUGUCAUUCGAGCUUACCAGGCCAAGCAGCUUUAUGAUAAUUUCAAGCUCACUUCUCUAUACAUCUACCGGACUGCCAUCUCUAAAUCAUUUGAGAAUCAGGUUUUGGCAAGUCCGAACUACAAUCAAGACACGCCGCUUAUAGUUAUCUUUCAUGACCCGCCGGAGAUUAUGGGAUUACCGCAUCCAGUCACCAACAAUCUGGAGGCGCACAACUGCUGGCUUGCUGAUGUCAUGAAGGAUUAUGUUCAAUGGGCGGUUAACAAGGGUUACGCUGUAAUCGACGUAAAUAUUCCCAAACAUGUCACAACGGAACCGUCGUCAAGCAAGUUCGAGGAUGAAGACGAGAAUCGACCAACAGCAACAGAAGAACUGGCCGGGUAUUUGUGGGACAAUUACAUCGAUCCUAAUGAAGCGACUGAAAUAUUCCUGGUUGGAAUUGGCAAUGCUUUCUACGGGGUUGCCAACCUCUUGAUUAAUAGAGACACUCUCUACAAGCGGGUCAAUGGUGUCAUUUCAUUCGUUGCCAAGGACCCAGUUCGUGCGGUGGCUUCGCAUACUCAGACCUGGCUAUCCCGAUGGUACAGAGAUAACUCGCUCGUGUUUGUCUCUCACGCGCACGGUCUCUGGAAGAGUGAGCGCAAGGCAACCAAACGCUAUGGGAAACUCCUCCAGUCGCCGAAAGAAGGGCUCAGUGAGAUGCUGAUGCAUCAUAAGAGCGAGGUAUUCGAGUGGAUCGAAGGCCGCAUUGAGCCUGACAGCGAGGAAACGGAGGAAGAGAAGCCCGUGAGACGGUCACCUACAAAGGCCGCUCCUAAAGCAGCAUGA